GCCCCAGAUCUUGGUGUUUUCAAGCUCACACUGAACAAUGAUGCUAAAGGUAUGUGCUGGUUUUCAAGUCUUGGUUACUUGUGGCAUCACUUUCAAUAUAACCAUACAUUUAACAUGCCUGUACUGUCAUCUUUGUGUAUUUCAGAAUAUUCCCUGAUGAGUCCUGUCUCUGACAGUUCUGUGAUGGGUGGCUCAGACCAUGAGUCGGAUGAUACAAUCAUUUUGUGCGAGGAUGGAAGCCCCUCACAAAAGCGUCAAAGAUCUGAUGACGAAGCAGAACAUAUACGUUUGUAAUUUAUUCUUCAAUUCACUUGCCAUCAAAUUGAUUUUUCACUGCUGUUUUUUGCAGCUUAUAGAGUGGAAAGGUUGUCAUCAAGGAAUACUCCAAAACCAAAAGCCUGACUGACUGCACCAGACGAAAGAUGAUCAACAUUCUUGUUUCGGCGAUGACUCAC
Molecule: messenger RNA, 455 nt
Organism: Coregonus sp. 'balchen'
Lineage: Eukaryota; Metazoa; Chordata; Actinopteri; Salmoniformes; Salmonidae
Source: the annotation of a GenBank genome assembly